Molecule: messenger RNA, 1531 nt
Organism: Drosophila grimshawi
Lineage: Eukaryota; Metazoa; Arthropoda; Insecta; Diptera; Drosophilidae
Gene: RabX1
Product: ras-related protein RHN1
Exons: 3
Coding region: 203-982 (259 amino acids)
Molecular function (GO): GTPase activity; GTP binding
Source: RefSeq, a predicted model, not a curated record
AUUAUGGAAAGUACAACAAGCGCUAGUAAACAACAGUAAAACGCAUUCAAAGCGUGCCUCAAUUGGACAGUGCGAUAAUAAAGCUGGCUGAGCGGACAACAAAGUUUCUCUUGUUAAACUACUGCACCAAAGUACAUGUACAUGCAGUACUUUGCUCUGUCAACAACUACGCAAAAUGCCAAACAACUGAUUUGCUAAUAAUAUGCGUGGAAUUGAGGGCAAAGUUGUUGUGCUUGGCUCGCGAGGCGUGGGCAAAUCACGUUUAGUCAUCAAAUACAUUAAGAACGCUCUCCAUCGCAGCGAGGAGCCGACGAUAGCCGUCUCCUUUUUCACCUGCAACAUCAUCCUGGAGAAUGUCAAAAUUAAACUACAAAUCUGGGAUACGGCCGGACAGGAGCGUUUCAGAGCCGUUGCACCCAUGUAUUAUCGGAAUGCGAACGCAGCCAUUUUGGUAUUUGAUAUGACACAAUAUAAGACAUUCACCGAAAUUAAAUCAUGGAUACAGGAGCUGCAUCGCAAUGUUCAAGAUCCAAUGAUACUGACGCUCGUCGGCAACAAAAUGGAUAUGCAAUCCCAGCGUGCCGUCUCACGUGAUGAGGCUUAUCUAUUCGCCAGCUCUAUUGGCGCCACCUACUUUGAGACAUCCACCGAAACGGACCAGGGACUGGAGCAGGUCUUUCUGUCGACGGCGAUGGGACUGGUGCGGCUGGCCGAUGAGGGCAAGAGUCAUUCGUUGCGCUCCUUCGAGUCGAGCGAUUCGCUGGCGUACACCAACAGCAACACUGCCUUCAGCUACACAGCCGCUGCCCUCGCACGUAAUCCGGACAGUGCGGCGUUCCGGCUGCCCUAUGUGCACAUUGGCAUACCGGUGGACGGGCAGGAUGUGAAGGCGACGGGCGAGGGUCGUCUGGAGACGCCCUCGUGGGCCAUCGAGCACAUUGCCCUCGGGGAGGUGGAGAAGCCGCGCUGGUGCUGCUACUAAAUGGAACAAGGAACGGGGAAAGAACAGGGAAAUGCAGCAGAGAUUCUGUUAACUGUUUUCUAAACCAAUGUGAUGCUAAUUAAACAGGUUUACUCUUUAGUUAUGCGCUCCUGCACUCGAAUCUAAAUCAAAUCCAAAUACAAGACCACUCCAUAAAAACAGUAAAUAUAAUAACAAACAAAACAACUGAUAGGAUAACAAGCACUGCAGCCUUGGGGCAGCUUGUUGUUGGCUUGACAAGGAGCCCGCAUUUAAUAGACACCCACACAAAUAAACACAGAAACACACUCUCCUCAAACUCGUGGCUGCUAAUUGUAAGCUAGUUUUAAGUUAACUAAUAAGUGUAACAAGCAAAUGCCUAAAUGUAUAUUAUUUAUAAAUAUUAACAAGCAACGGCAUUGCAUGAAGCUCACUUGACUUGAAUGCUUAAUCACAUACAUAUUAACAACACAAACAAUCAAACAAACAAACACACUCAAUUCAUGUACAAACUCGUACUUUAUACAACAAAUAUAUAUAAAUACUUAUAUAAACAAAUAUACAUAUACA